AUGGCGUCAGGUCGCCGAGUCCGAUUCGGCACCAGGCCUCCGUAUACCAGAGAUCUCGUGGCAUACCCGCAGCAAAACUCGACUCCAGGUCAUCAAAUCGAAAGCCACGGUCUGAAAAAGAAUGCAGCGAGACGCCACUUGGAGCUACCGGGCUCCUUCUCUACCAAUGAGGGCUCCAUAUACAAUGCUGCACCGACAGGUUCCGAGACAGAGGUGGUGCUGGGAGACAAUGGCGAAACAAGAGUGAGCGAUGCGUUGCAGGGUGCCUUUGCUGGAAAUAUUGCUUUGUUUAUCCCUCUACCAUCUCCGCCGGACUCUCCGCACAGUACUUGGUUGAAUCGCCAAUGGGAGGCGACAACUGAAGAAGGGAUUGCGUCGUCUACUGUAUGUCAUUCGCAGAUGAUCUCGCACACAGCAUACACAAACGGAAGGCAAACGCUGUCAACCUGUUCGGUGCUCAAGUUCGAAGACUCGAAAGAUCCCGUCCACCGCAAAGCCGUCUCCCUCAAUGACGCAGAAAACAGUCUGAGGGUACGACAUUGGCCAGGAAACUUGAUUUCACCUGUCAAUCCAAUCCUUCCCAAGUAUCCGCCACCUGUAAGGGCCCCGACCCCCCCUGGGUUGCCGUCGUUUGGCACGCGCGAAGCGGUUUCCUAUGCCGCCCAAUUCACAAUGCCAUCGUCCUCUGUACCUGGACAGCGGCAUUCUCAUCAAUCAGGGAGAAGAGGCUCAUCCCGGUGUGCAAACAACAGUGAAUGGACUUGCUACAGUGACAUUUUUCGAAGGUUUCUUGGUCUGACGCCAUCCCCUGCUUCUGAGCCUGCGGAACGGCGGCCAUUGGCCAUUGGAAGAGCAGAGGACGGUACCGCUGUCCAGGGAAGAUUUCCAUACAGGCAGAGUGGCCACGGUAUGAGCCUGGCAAGACGUCUGGAUGAUCAUCCGUUCCAUCUGGAAAGUCUGUCCCUUUCCCCUUGUGAAGAAGCUGUCUCGGGUACCAGCCAAACCGCCGCGACAACAAGACGAUCGAAUCGAUUGGAGGUCAGUUCGAAAGAUGAACAGCCUAUGCCUACUGGACCCCUGCGCUUGUCAAGACAGUCGCGUGUGCGCCAUGUAUUAUUACAUACGUCUCGAGGCAUGGCAGCACGACAAGCGGUACCUCCCCCAGCUGAGUUAUCGCUUCCGACCAACACAUCUCCAGUCUGUUCUCGGGAUGUUUCUCCCCAGAGCCGCAUAUUGCACUUACAGCCGACACCUCCAAGCCGUGCAAGUGACGUGCGGUCGUUUCUCAAUCUCUUGGACAUCACAGGAGAGACGCCAGGUCGCUAUCCAUCAGCCGUGGAAUCGUCAUUACCUGAUAUCCAGCCACAAACUGUUGCGUCCGAUGAAAGCUUCCGUAUAAAUCAAUCGUUUCAGCUUUGGGACCGGUUCCUCAAGAUCUUUCAGGAUGUCAUCUGUUGCUGGGCCCCGGAAAACGAUGACGACGACGACGACGACAUGGAGACCCCUGAAACGGAUGGGGUGAAUGGUGCCGAUGCCGAAGAAGUAGUUUCCCGCGAGACCUUUGCAACAGCGAGGAGUGCCCUGACGAAUGAGCCCAGUCAUCAAUAA
Molecule: messenger RNA, 1608 nt
Organism: Penicilliopsis zonata CBS 506.65
Lineage: Eukaryota; Fungi; Ascomycota; Eurotiomycetes; Eurotiales; Aspergillaceae
Exons: 1
Coding region: 1-1608 (535 amino acids)
Source: RefSeq, a predicted model, not a curated record